UGUGUUAAAAACUCUUGAGUAAUGAACUAUUUUUCAGCACAAUUUGGUGAAAGCCCAAAAGGCUUCAGAAAUCCUUGGUUUCCACAUCAUUAGGCGUUAGCUUUCUGGUUCUGUUGCUCGUUGAUACUUGUAUCGGUUGGCUCUGGUCUGGAGAGCGGCACGCAGCCUGGGAGACCGUGCCGCCAGUCAAGCGCUGUUUAGGGCUUAUACGCCCCACGAACAUUGCUUACAGGAAGAGGGUGCAGUGGAUGAGCAGCUGGACGCUGGUUAACGUUAGACAUAAAAACAGGGAGGGCAAUAUUGAUGCAUUCUAAAUUAUGGAGUUAAGACGGACAAACCCAGCGUGCAAUUGUGUUUUACUAUGUGGAAUAACCUUAUGUCUUAUUUUCGGUAUAAAUCUAACAUUCGCUAUAGAGUUGUACGCCCCGGCGGAAGUGCUGGUUGAGAAUGGCACCACGGGGAUCCUCAAGUGUUCCUUCAAGUCCAGGGAAGUGAUCAGCAGUGCAGCCACAGUCAUCUGGUCGUUUUCCCCGGCGGGAUCCGAUGCCGGAAGCGCUGUUUCCAUUUUCUAUUACACUUCUGCAAACCACUACCCAGGGAGUGUGGCUCAAUUCAAAGACAGGGUGAAAUGGGCGGGAGACCUGAACAAAAAAGAUGCCUCAGUCCAUUUAAUUGAGGCGCAGUUCAACGACAAUGGCACCUACUCAUGUGCCGUGAUUAACCCGCCUGACAUAUCUGGCACCGCCGCUCAGACACAGCUCAAGGUCGUCAUCAAAGAGUCUCUCCCUCAAGACAACACGGCCGUCGUAGUGGCCGCCGUGUGUGGCGCCGUCAUCGGGCUUAUUCUCAUCUCUGUGGUUACCUGCCUGAUCAUCAAGAGGCAUCAAACCACCCAUGAAUACGAAGGAACAGCCUCAAUUCGUCAGGGCAUGGACUCUACAUGGUGUCAAAGGCAUUCCACAGGGAUGCUGGCCCAUGUUAAAGGAACUUAAUCUCUCCAGAAAUUAUGCAUCAGAUGUUCAUAGUUGUCUUUUUUUCUGGAAGCGGCCCUUGCAUUGAAUGGAGGUCUACUUUCAAACUGAUGUUUUAAUGGCCCGUUGGGUUGUGGGGCAUGCCAUGAAUAUCUCUUCUCUCUACUUCCCAGUACACGCACGUUCUUAGUCAGCAGACCUUAACUCUGCAUGGGAUAUGGGGGUUGGGUUAUGGUAGAUUGUCGCUUGUGCCCUCUCUUGGAAUAAUACAGUAACAUGUUUGUUUGAUUAAAAAUGUUUGUGCCCGACAUAACGUAAAUGAAAACUAAUUCGAAGGAUGCGGCUGGAUGAGAGACAUGAGUAGAGGACGUCACGCUACUUCUGUCUAGAUGUUUAGACGCUUCUCUUUUCUCUCUGCAUCACAUGAUUGGUGUCAAGGUUUUUUCAUGACUUAGGCCUAAUAUAAAGCAUUCGUUGACGCACAUCCAAAUCAGUAGGGCAAGUGCUGACUAACGGAAUCGUAAACUUAGCGAAAGUUGUAGACUAAGAUGGACUCCUGAUGAUUUAAUGCCGGAAUGGGCAUUUGGCGGCAGCUCCCCUUUUGUAGGCCCGCGAAUCAAUUUCCCCCUAACUCAGUAGGGGUCUCAACUUAAUGUUGAGAGUUAGAAUAGUAGGUGCAAGUUCAAAAUUUGAUUGUGCAUCAGCGGUUUUCUCAUGUCAGUCACUUGCAGUCACUCAAUUAGCCCAUGUCAGCUUAUAUUUUUAAGAUUGGUAAGUUUGUCUUGCCAGCUAUCUAAACUUGUAGUAAUCAUGGUCAAAUUACUCAAGGGGGACCAAAUUUUUGAUUUUGUUAGUCACUCUCACAUCAUAUUAAAAACUGCAAACAUUGCUCUCCACCCUAUGGCAGAAUUUGUAGAAUUCAGGAAGUUCACUGUAAAACUAGAAAAAAAAUCUACGCCCCAUGGAAAAAUCCGUAUAAUUGUAUGAAAUUAAUUAUACAAAUUGCAAAAUCUUUCCUCAGCCCCAUGGUAAAAUGUGUAGAAUUUCAGCAAACUUGCUUUAAAACUGCAAUAUUUUCUCUACGCCCCAUGGCAAAAUGUGUAGAAUUGCAAUAAUGCCCCCAAAAUGCUAGGGCCAGCUCUGACUGCAUGCAUGGAUGUGGGUACACAAACCCGCAAGCAACUACGGCUCCUCAUAAGUUCAGAUUUUGUGGCCCCCACUGCCAUCAAAGUUGCCCCUCCCUAAUUGUAAUGAGUGUGGAACGAUGUAGAAAGAUGAGAUAUCAUGUCUGUCAGUGCCCAAUGUGAAGGAUAAAAAGUGCAUUGUUAAGCUUGGCUUGUCAUCUAACGUUCAUGUUGUCUGCCACUCACAUGUCACUCAUCCACUACUAACCACUAAUCCCUCCCUCUUCUGUCUCACUGUGAUAUGUUUCCUCUAACAUACCUUCUGAACGACAUGCAUAUGUUCAAGUCUCACAAACUAAAUGCUAACAGUUUCAAGAUGACCUUUUAGUCAUUUAGCUUACAGGAGCAAUUAGGAUUAAGUGACUUGCUCAAGGGCACAAGAUUUUUCAACUUGUCGGCUCAGGGGUUCGAUCCAGCGACCUUCCGGUUACAGGACCAACACUCUAAUCGCUAGACUACCUGCCACCUCAGAUUAAUUUCUAGAAUCAUUUAACUGUAUAUUAUAUUUUAUGUAUUUUAAAUCAAAUGUACAUAGUUUAUCCUACUCUAAGACGCUUAAUACAUCCCAUGGUUAGAUGUGCGCUGAGAGAUCUUGUAGAGUGAACAAACUGAUCAUAUUAUUCAAAAUGGAGGAUAUGGGGUUGCGUCUCAAUUGGCACCCUAUUUUCUAUAUUGUGUGCACUACUAUUGACCAGGGCCUAUAGGGCUCUUGUCAAACAGUGCACUAUUUAGGGCAUAGGGUGCCAUUUGGGACAUAUACAUGGUAUGUGUGUUUCUUUUAGAGUGCCAUGUUUGCUCUUCAGUGUUUAGUGGACGACUGAUUGACAUUGGUAUGUACACAUCUGAAUGUACACACAAAUAAUCUCUCAAGUGGGUGACCACAUCUUUGGGGUGGGGAAUGUUUUUCUCUAAUCCACUUUAUUUAUUCUCUUAUCUUAUUGACCAAUUGAUUGUAGUAUAGGCUAUUAUGUAAACUAAUUCUUUUUCCAAGUCAUUUUUUUUAUUAAGUUGAUGCUUUUUCUUAGUUGAUCAGUUAUUGUCUUCCAUAGGAUGAACGACGAUCUUUAUUUGAAUGUGCUCCUGGUGCCCAUACAAAUGCUUUGUUAAUCUCUACCCAAUGUCUGUCACUCCUGCAAACCUCUCCUCCCAACCACUAGAAGCAGUCAUUUAAAAAUGUGCCACA
Molecule: messenger RNA, 3338 nt
Organism: Oncorhynchus tshawytscha (Chinook salmon)
Lineage: Eukaryota; Metazoa; Chordata; Actinopteri; Salmoniformes; Salmonidae
Product: myelin protein zero-like protein 1
Exons: 5
Coding region: 318-992 (224 amino acids)
Cellular component (GO): membrane; cell surface; focal adhesion
Source: RefSeq, a predicted model, not a curated record